AUGAGCGGCACCGGAGCUCGGCGUUGGGACAUCGCGGAGACGCAUUACGUCGUGAAGCAGAAGGCAGAGACGGGCAGCAAGUUUGUGAACAACUACCGAGUGCUGCAGACGCUUGGGCAGGGCCGUUUUGGCAAGGUAAAGCUCUGUGAGAGACUCACAAGCGGUGUGGCAUCAGCUACCAACGGCGCUGCAGCAGGAAAUGCUGCUAUUGUUGCAAUUAAUGGCGAUGCUGACGCUCCGGCUGCUACGUCGCCCCCUCCAGCUUUUGCACCGCCCAAGACACGGCUAUUUACAAUGAAAAUCUAUUCCAAGAAGAUGCUGCUCCGUCUCAAGGACUAUUGCGUGGAUCCGGCGGAGCAGCAACUGGGAGCAAUACAAAACGAUGCUGGAGAAGAUGCAAUACCGAUGAUAAUGCGAGCGGUGACGGCGCUGGAUCGAGUGCAUGACGAGAUUAAUAUCUUGCGCUCGCUGUACCAUCGCAACAUCGUGCUGCUAUUCGAAGUUAUCGAAGCUGACGACAGCGACAAGCUCUACAUGGUGCUUGAGUACAUGCCAGGCGGACCGUGUAUGACAUAUCGACCGGAUACGAAGGAUUUCUAUAGCUGCGCUACAGGAGGUUUGCUGUCAGAGGAGCUGGCACGCAGCUACCUAUCCGAUAUCCUGCUUGGAUUGCAAUAUUUGCAUCAACGACGAGUUUGCCACCGCGAUAUUAAGCCAGACAACAUUCUACUGAACGACUCUGGGCGCUGUCACCUCACCGAUUUUGGAUGCGCAAGAGCAUUUAGCCACACCUCGGAAGACGUGUCGGGGGCUACAGAAAACAGUGUUACUGAACCAGUGCUCCUGUCCGACACGGCUGGGACGUAUCAGUUUCUGGCUCCGGAGUGCUGCUCUGGUGAGCCGUACGACCCCUUCAAAGUGGAUAUCUGGGCUGUGGGCGUUGUUUUCUUCAUUUUCCUCUUCGGGAGACUGCCAUUUACGUCUGAGAGCACUCGGGAACUGUUUGACGCGAUUAUUCGCGCUGAAAUCGUGCUGGCUGGCACUGACGAGUCUCGCCGCGCGGUGCCACUUAGCCCCGAGGGCGAGAACGUGCUCCGUCGACUGCUAGAAAAGGACACGGAACAGCGGAUUUCCAUUGCGGAAGCCCUCAGCCACCCGUGGUUCACCCAGGACGACGAUGAUGAAGAACCUUUGUCAUUCUGA
This is a messenger RNA of Phytophthora infestans T30-4, 1203 nucleotides long. Its product is annotated as ser/thr kinase. Gene Ontology annotation, biological process: protein phosphorylation; intracellular signal transduction. The record is from RefSeq and is a predicted model, not a curated record. NCBI's taxonomy places the organism in Eukaryota, Oomycota, Peronosporomycetes, Peronosporales, Peronosporaceae. Bases 1 to 1203 code for a protein of 400 amino acids. Gene Ontology annotation, molecular function: ATP binding; protein serine/threonine kinase activity. The transcript has 2 exons. Gene Ontology annotation, cellular component: cytoplasm.